Molecule: messenger RNA, 3235 nt
Organism: Folsomia candida
Lineage: Eukaryota; Metazoa; Arthropoda; Collembola; Entomobryomorpha; Isotomidae
Gene: whd
Product: carnitine O-palmitoyltransferase 1, liver isoform
Exons: 18
Coding region: 634-2946 (770 amino acids)
Biological process (GO): fatty acid metabolic process; carnitine metabolic process
Cellular component (GO): mitochondrion
Molecular function (GO): carnitine O-palmitoyltransferase activity
Source: RefSeq, a predicted model, not a curated record
UUUAACAUCAUUCAACAUUGAGACUCAGGGGGGCCGACAUCCUCGCAAUCUCUGGUAACAUUGUAUGCAUAACGAGAAAUAAGACACCUAUUUUUCUGGCCACUAUUUCGACUCACUUAAAACCAAUUGCCCAUGCAACAUAACAGUUUUGGUCCUAAUUAAGGAAAUACGAUAACAAUAAUAUUCUUAUUUCUACCCAAAAAGUUGCAUUCGUUGUUCGUGUGCAGCAGAGUGACUCGGAGUGAGGAGACUAUUCGAUAUACGAGACCCUUUUUCGUUGGUUGGAAGAAUUGGAGGAAGAAGCACAUGUAAAACAUUCUGAAAAAGAAAGACUGCUGGAUUUACAUUACAGCUCAAAUAUCGCGUAUUAAAAUAAAUUCGUUCUCGAGCUCAUCAAUUUAAACCCGAAACGAUAAACCACCAAAGUAGUGGGAAUUCAGAAGAAUUGUGUGAAGAAGAAAAAUAGUUUUCUCUCUUAACUAAUUAAUUGUUAAUAAGUAGACAUAAAAAGUUGCUAACGUAAAAGUGAACGUAUAGCACAAACUUUUGCACUGCCGGUUAUUAUUCGUCUGGACGAAUUUAAGGAAGGAGGUCAAAGACAAGUUCUCUCUUUUUGGUGGAAACAGAUAAAACAUGGCUGAAGCACACGCAGCCGUUGCAUUCUCACUCUCCGUUAGUCAUGAGGGAUUCAACGUCAACUUUGACAGAGAGGUGUUGAACCUCAUUUGGUUGUCUGGAAAACGGUCCUGGAGGAAAAGGGGUCAACGGAUUUAUAAUAACAUAAGAUGCGGAAUAUAUCCGGGUUCCCUGAAGGGCAUGACAGUUUCAGUUGCAACCUUGAGCUCUGCCUACUAUGCAGGAUACGACCCUUCGUGUGGACUUAUCCCACUGGUUCAAAAGUUUAUGCCAGCUGGCGAUGUUGGGAAAGGGCUAAGUUGCGCAGUUGUGGGGGUGGGAAUAUGGGGUGGAACUAUAUUCACAGCAAGAACCUUACUUAGAUUGUUGUUCAAUUAUAAGGGUUGGAUGUAUGAGGAGCGUGGAAAAGGUAGAAGCGUUUCUUUAGCCACGAAAAUGUGGUUGGCCGCUGUUAAAAUCUUAUCGGGUUGGAAUCAUCCCAUGCUGUACAGUUUUCAAGGAUCACUGCCGUCCCUUCCCCUGCCUUCGUUGGAUGACACCAUGACUCGAUACUUAAGAUCUGUUCGUCCACUUCGAGACGAUGCCGACUAUGCCAGGCUGGAAAAGUUAGCGAAAGAGUUCAACCAAGGCAUUGGAAACAAGUUGCAACGCUACCUCGUUUUAAAGACGUGGUGGGCCACCAAUUAUGUGAGCGAUUGGUGGGAGGAAUAUGUCUACCUUCGCGGACGGUCACCCAUCAUGGUCAACUCCAACUUUUACGGAUUAGACGCCAUACUUGCCCAUCCAACAAAAAUACAAGCAGCUCGUGCUGCCAAUGUCACACAUGCAGCCCUUCUCUUUCGACGAGCCAUUGAACGACAGGAUUUAGAACCGAUUAUGAUUCAAGGGCUGGUCCCACUGUGUUCGUGGCAGUACGAAAGAGUGUUCAACACUACCAGAAUCCCAGGCAUUCAGACGGAUCGUCUCCAACAUCUGGAUGACAGCACAUGGAUUGCCGUGUACCAUAAGGGACGCUACUACAGCAUGCCAACCUAUUACAGAAACAGACUCAUGGAACCUGCCGAGCUUCAGGUUAUGUUCGAACGCAUUUUGGCAGAUACCUCUGUGCCUUCAAAGGGGGAGGAGAAAUUGGCCGCGUUAACGGCAUGGGAGCGAGUUCACUGGGCCAAAACUAGGCGUGAAUUUUUCUCAAAGGGAGUUAAUCGUAGUUCGCUGGACUCGAUUGAAAAGUCAGCUUUCGUCUUGGUGCUUGAUGACGAAGAGUAUCAUUUUGAUCCUAAUGACUCUUCGAAGCUCAACCAUUUCGCCCAACGGAUGCUACAUGGAAAUGGUUAUGAUCGUUGGUUCGACAAGUCGUUUACCAUUGUUAUUGCUAAAAAUGGACGAAUGGGAUUCAACGCUGAGCAUUCAUGGUCUGAUGCUCCCAUUCUGGGUCACUUGUGGGAACAUUGCUUGGGAGAAGAAAUGUUCACUUACGGAUAUGACGCUCAGGGAAACACAAACGGAUCUGUGGAAGUAGAGCUUCCUCAACCUAAGAAACUAAAGUGGGAGAUUCCCACAGAAGCUCUGGAAGCUAUUGAAUAUGCCUCCAAUUGCGCUCUCGUCCUGCUUAACGAUGUGGAUCUGAAACUGGUCAUGUUCAACCAUUAUGGUAAAGGCUUCAUGAAAACGUGUCGUGUCAGCCCCGAUGCCUUCAUUCAAAUGGCCUUGCAACUUGCCUACUUUCGCGAUGCUGGUAAAUUCAACCUGACAUAUGAAGCAUCCAUGACAAGAUUGUUUAAAGAAGGCAGAACUGAAACUGUGAGACCUUGUACGAUCGAGUCUUGCGCGUGGGUGCGGUCAAUGGAUGACCAGUCAAAAACGGGCGAGCAAAGAAUUGCAUUGCUGAGGGAUGCGUGCAGACGGCAUCAGUUGGGUUACCAAAAUGCCAUGGUUGGUAGUGGAAUCGAUCGUCAUCUCUUUUGCCUAUACGUUAUCUCCAAGUACCUGGAAAUCGAUUCUCCAUUCUUGAAGGAGGUAUUGAGUGAGCCCUGGCGACUCUCGACAUCUCAAACUCCUCAUGGUCAAACUACCAAAUUGGAUCUGGUCAAGCAUCCCGAUUGCAUAUCGGCCGGUGGUGGGUUUGGACCCGUGGCUGAUGAUGGCUAUGGAGUGUCCUACAUUAUCGCUGGUGAAGAUGUUCUCUUCUUUCACGUCUCCUCGAAGAAGAGCUCGCCGGAAACUGAUUCGGAGAGAUUUGGCCAGAACAUUGUAAAAGCUUUGGACGAUAUAAAGAGUAUGUUUUCCAGUCUGAAGAAGAAUGGAGCUUAGUGACACCAAGAUAUUUAUCGCUGCGCUGCUGUUGUUCGAAUUCUUCUUCUUAAAAACCUACACAAUAGUGAUGAUCAUUUUAGGUUUAACUUAUUGAAACGUUGUUGUAGCCCCGAGAUUUUAUUAAUGCAUUUCCUUAUAAGCGUAUUUUGUGUGAGAUCCAUACAUAUGAAAUAAUACAAAUUUUGGGAAGAUAAGGAUCACGUCGCAUGAGUCAAUAAUAAUAUCUAAUAAUAAUCAAAUAAAGAGAAAAAAUAAAUUCAGUUUUUUUGCUCAGAGAAUAAACCAA